UGAUGCGCUUCUCAGAGUUGGAGAUGAAAGAGCGAGAAGGUGGCCACCCCACGACCAAAGACUCUGAGGUGCGCAAAUUCAGCCCCGCUGACUGGGAAAGGCUGAAAGGAAGUCAGGACAAAAAGCCAAAGUCGGUCGCCCUGGAGGAGGCUAUUGCCGACCAGAACGACAGUGAGAGAUGCUUCACUACUUUCAGUUCCUCAAAAACUGUCAUGCCAUUAUUAAGAAAUCAAAGCAAGCAGGAAGUUUUAAAUGACUCCAAAAAAUUGCGUGAGCCUCUACCACAUGUUAGGCCAGGAGACAGCUUCCUAGUUCGGCCCUAUAAUAUCACUCGCUCCCUUUACUUGGAAAAUUGCUAAAUGCUACUACUGGACAGACGCCCUGCUGCUAAUACAGACUGACUCUAUAAGCCCCAGCCUACUGAGCUGUCCAACUAUGAGAUGAACUGUUAUUUAUUUAUCAUUAUUAUUAUUAUUGUUAUUAUUAUCCUUAUCAUCCUCUAACAUAUUUUGAGGGCUUCCUGUGAACUGGGCCCUGCUGAAGCAUUUUGUGUGCAUUUUUAUCAUUUAAUCUGCAUGACAGCCCUAAACAGGGACUCUAUUAUUAU
Messenger RNA from Mesoplodon densirostris (Blainville's beaked whale), 607 nucleotides. RefSeq names its product BCL-6 corepressor-like. The record is from RefSeq and is a predicted model, not a curated record. Gene Ontology annotation, cellular component: nucleus. Gene Ontology annotation, molecular function: transcription corepressor activity. The transcript is spliced from 2 exons. Bases 3 to 359 code for a protein of 118 amino acids. NCBI's taxonomy places the organism in Eukaryota, Metazoa, Chordata, Mammalia, Artiodactyla, Ziphiidae. Gene Ontology annotation, biological process: negative regulation of transcription by RNA polymerase II.